UGUGGUCUGAUGUCAGUUGCAAAAGAGGAAGCUGUCGCCUGUUGCAGUUUCGCAGCCGCCGAGAAGGGUGCUGCUGGUGGCAGUGGAAAGCGGCCCCAGCACAGCACCCAGGAGCAGCCCCUUGGGUGUUGGUGAGAAUGGAGCUGUGGAAGCAAUGCGCCCGCUGGCUUAUCCAGUGCCGGGUGCUGCCCCCCAACCACAGAGUGACCUGGGAGGGUGCCCAGGUCUGCGACUUGGCCCAAGCCUUGCGCGAUGGCGUCCUACUCUGCCAGCUCCUCAACAACCUCACGGCUCAUGCUGUCAAUUUGCGGGAGAUCAACUUGCGCCCCCAAAUGUCCCAGUUCCUGUGCCUCAAGAACAUCCGAACCUUCCUCGCUGCAUGCUGUGAGAAGUUUGGUCUGCGCAAGAGCGAGUUGUUCGAGGUCUUCGACUUGUUUGACGUCAGGGAUUUUGCAAAGGUGAUUGACACCUUAUCAAUACUUUCGUGGACACAGAUUGCUCAGAACAAAGGGUUUGUGCCUUUCCCUACAGAGGACAGCAUCGCUGAUGAUGAUAUAUACAGUGGCUUAUCGGAUCAGAUUGAUGACACCAUGGAGGAAGAUGAUGACCUCUAUGAUUGUGUGGAAAAUGAGGAGGCCGAAGGAGAUGACAUCUACGAGGAUCUGAUGAGGUCAGAGCCAAGUGUCAUGCCGCAGCGGAUGACUGAACUGGACAAGAGGAAAUGUUGCCUUCAGGAGAUCCAACAGACAGAGGAGAAAUACACAAGCACACUAGAAUCUAUCCACCAGCAUUUCAUGAAACCUCUGCAGCUGUUUCUGCAACCACAGGACCUGGAGAAUAUUUUUAUUAACAUUGAGGAACUUUUGAAAGUUCAUCGGUGCUUUCUGGUGGAUCUGAAGAACGCCCUAUUUUUUAGCAACUCUCAGAACCUUUACCAGGUGUUCAUCAAGUACAAGGAGAGGUUCUUGCUCUAUGGUCGGUACUGCAGCCAGGUGGAAUCCGCCACAAAGCACUUAGACCAGGUGGCCAAUACCAGUGUGGAUGUACGCAUGAGACUGGAGGAAUGUUCGCAACGAGCCAAUAAUGGCCGGUUCAGCCUGCGAGAUCUCCUCAUGGUACCCAUGCAACGGGUACUGAAAUAUCAUCUGCUUCUGCAGGAGCUGACCAAAUACACAGUGGACCCAACAGAAAAGGAGAAUCUGCGGCUUGCGCUAGAUGCUAUGCGGGAUCUGGCUCAAUGUGUGAAUGAAGUCAAGAGGGACAAUGAAACACUGAAACAAAUCACUAAUUUCCAGCUCUCCAUUGAGAACUUGACACAAUCCCUGGCUCACUUUGGGAGGCCGAAGAUUGACGGGGAGCUCAAGAUCAUCAGCGGAGAGAAGCGCUCAAAAAUAGACAGGUAUGCUUUCCUCCUGGACAAAGCCCUGCUAAUCUGCAAGCGGAAAGGAGAUUCAUACGAUAUGAAGAAAUUUGUCGAUCUGUCCAGCUACCAGAUCCGAGAUGACUCUUCUGUAGAGAAAGACAACAAGAAGUGGACUCACAUGUUUGUCCUAAUCGAGCUUAAUGGUUCCUCGGGCUUCGAACUGUACUUUAAGACGCGGGAGCUGAAGAAGAAAUGGAUGGAACAAUUUGAAAUGGCCCUCUCCAAUAUCUACCCUGAAAAUGCUACAGCAAAUAGACACGAGUUCCAGAUGUACUCCUUUGAGGAUACCACCUCCUGCAAAGCCUGCCAGAUGCUGCUGAGAGGAACCUUCUAUCAGGGCUAUCGCUGCAGCAGAUGCCGGGCACCUGCUCACAAGGAAUGUCUGGGGCGGGUGUCACCGUGUGGAAAGUCCAGCUCAGGUAAAGAGUCUGGAUCUACCAUGAAAAAGAAUAAAUCCAAUCGACAUACGCUGGAGAGCGAUAAAGCUGCUCUAGGGCUGCCCAAAUUGGAGGUCUGCCAGGAGUAUUAUGGUGUUCCUCCACCUCCUGUGGCAUUUGGUCCACCACUGAAGCUCAACGUGGGGGAUAUUGUGGAGCUAAACAGAGCUGAGGCCGAGCAGCUGUGGUGGCAGGGAAGGAACACAUCCAGCAAUGACAUUGGCUGGUUUCCUUGCAAGAAAGUGAAGCCUUAUGUCUGUGCAAUACAAAAGCAGGGCGGUAUGAGCUGUGGACAAUAUAGAAAAGAACACAACCUCAAAUCUCAUCUUGACAAUAGGAAUGCUACAUGGGAGAUUCAAAUUCCUCCUCCAGAUCUGUCAGUCUUUCAUUGGUAUGCAGGGCCCAUGGAGCGGGCAGAAGCAGAGCAGACCCUUGCCAGUCAUUCAGAUGGGACUUUCCUAGUGCGGCAGAGAAUCAAGGAUGCAACUGAAUUUGCCAUCAGCAUCAAGUUCAACGCUGAAGUCAAGCACAUCAAAAUACAGACCAAGGAGGGUUUGUAUCGCAUCACAGAGAAGAAAGCCUUCAAAGGACUUAUAGAGCUGGUACAGUUUUACCAAGAGAACUCCCUGAAGGAUUGCUUCAAGACCCUCGAUACUGUGCUACAGUUCUCCUUCAAAGAGCCUGGGAACAGAACAGUGCCCAGAGCCUCUGGCAAAAGCUGCAAGUACUUUGGUUCAGCUAAGGCUCGCUACAAUUUCUGUGCAAGAGACCGGACGGAACUGUCCCUCACAGAGGGAGACAUCAUAAAGAUUCUCAACAAGAAAGGGCAGCCAGGAUGGUGGAAGGGAGAGGUCUAUGGCCGGGUUGGCUGGUUCCCAGCAAACUACGUGGAGGAAGAUUAUUCAGAGUAUUGCUGAUGGCACACCCAGUUGGGUGCAUUGAAGGAUUCUUUUGCAGCACAUACCGGGACAACCACAGAAUCAUUUUCCUGUAGCCACCGCUGUGCAAAAACUAUUAUUUAUGAACUCUCUUUAAUUGCCCUCACAUUGGUUUCUGACCUUCACUGUAUGUUCUUAAUGUCAAAUAAACUGGGUGAGAACCUGGUUGUAACUACCAAAGAGCAAACCUCAUCAUCAAAAUCAUGUGUGAAAAAAUAAAACUACAACA
This is a messenger RNA of Podarcis raffonei (Aeolian wall lizard), 3027 nucleotides long. It is a transcript of the gene VAV1, whose product is annotated as vav guanine nucleotide exchange factor 1. Gene Ontology annotation, biological process: intracellular signal transduction; cell migration; regulation of GTPase activity. Bases 138 to 2777 code for a protein of 879 amino acids. Gene Ontology annotation, molecular function: protein binding; guanyl-nucleotide exchange factor activity. The record is from RefSeq and is a predicted model, not a curated record. The transcript has 28 exons. NCBI's taxonomy places the organism in Eukaryota, Metazoa, Chordata, Lepidosauria, Squamata, Lacertidae. Gene Ontology annotation, cellular component: cytoplasm.